Molecule: messenger RNA, 585 nt
Organism: Strongylus vulgaris
Lineage: Eukaryota; Metazoa; Nematoda; Chromadorea; Rhabditida; Strongylidae
Source: the annotation of a GenBank genome assembly
CUGUACCACAGUAGACUUUGCGAUAAGUUAACAUAUGAGCAAGCCAUCACUGAAAAUCUUUUUGAACCUAUUGACCGCGGAGCUCCUUCAACGCUUUGGCACUACUCAGGGAGCGAGCAAUCAUCGAAGGAGAGCUCUGUACACGGCCUAGUUCCUGGUAUAGCUUAUAAUUUGUAUGAAACCCCCGAAAGAGUGCGCGCAGGCUCUGAUGAAACUUUUUCAAGUAAAGAAAGGUAUUUUCGCGGAGAUGAGUUGACUCCGGGAAGAACGACACUAUUGAUGACACCUGCAAGGGAAGAACAAGUGUUUGAAGCGGGUCAGGGCGACGUAUAUCGUAGAGAUUACCGUUCCCUGCCUGCUGAUCUUUCGGUGCUUGCGAACACUGCGGACACUCUCCAGCUCGCAGCAGAUGCAUCUCUGCCGGAGUUGGAACGCUUUAGAGAGUCUCGUAAUUCUUAUUUAGAACAAGCACGUCGUAUGACCAGAGGAACUGAUGAAAUGGAAGAUCGUCCCUCAUCUGUUCAUCUUUACGAACCCAUUCGAAAAGGCAAUUUUUCGCAGCUGUCCGAUGUGUCUGGCAGGUAG